AUGUCUUCAUCUGGCUUUUCUCCCGAGUAUCUCGCUGAGGACUCUAGCGGAGCAUCAUUUGCACAGAUUACUGCACUCCCAGCCUUAGCAACCUUGUUUGUGGUGUUACGAAUUGGUGUUCACCUUUGGCGCAAAGUUGGCUUCCAGCUUGAUGGCUGGUUGACCCUAGUGUCGAUUGUAAGGGACCAUCUUUAUAACCUGGUGCUAGAUUAUGCUGAUUGCUCUCACCUGAACGUCCGUGUCGGCAGGCAUGUGGCAGUCCUCAAUAGGGAUGAGAUUACUAUCAUGCAGAUGUACUUCUUCAUAUCCUAUCACCUCUAUGCAACGGUAUUAGCUACGACCAAGUGGAGCAUCCUGGCCAUGUACUAUCGCAUGUUCCCCACCCGCUUCAUGAGAUGGAGUACCCUGGCAAUAGGACUUGUAGUAACAGCGUGGUGGCUCGCAUGUAUCUUUGUAUCGGUCUUUGGAUGCCAUCCCAUCCGCCGAAACUGGGACCCAUUCGUCGAGGGUUGGUGCAUCGACAAUGUCAAGGGUUUCAUCGGAAAGGCAGUGCCCAACUUCACUACUGAUUUUGUGAUGCUCGCACUACCCAUUAUGGAGGUGCGAAAAUUGCAUAUGAAGACCACGCAGAAAAUUGCUCUUGGGACUGUGUUCUUGACGGGGGGGCUAGGGUGUGCCGCGAGCAUUGUGCGAUUCGCGCAAAUCAGGGAGCUAUCUAAGGAUAACGCGGAUCCGUCGUGUGAGCGACCCACUGUCCCUACCCCCGACUAG
Molecule: messenger RNA, 771 nt
Organism: Aspergillus oryzae RIB40
Lineage: Eukaryota; Fungi; Ascomycota; Eurotiomycetes; Eurotiales; Aspergillaceae
Exons: 2
Coding region: 1-771 (256 amino acids)
Source: RefSeq, a predicted model, not a curated record